UUGAAAACGUCACACUUUACCACAGCUGGUUGUUAUUCUUGCCAUAACCUCAAAACUCUCCUGUUUUCUUUAGAUUCGUCGAAAGAAAAGGUUUAAUAUAUAAAAAAUGUUAGAGAUAACGUGCAAUGAUCGUCUUGGAAAAAAAGUCAGAGUUAAAUGUAAUCCAGAUGAUACUAUAGGAGAUUUGAAAAAACUAAUAGCAGCUCAAACAGGAACACACUGGGAGAAAAUUGUGUUGAAAAAGUGGUACACCAUCUUCAAGGAUCACAUAAAGUUGCAAGAUUAUGAAAUACAUGACGGGAUGAACUUAGAACUUUACUACCAAUAAUUUUAUUUAUAAAAUAACAUGUAAAGCAUUUUUAAAUGAAUAUAUCAUUCUUAAACUUUUCAUUUUUUUAUGUUUAGGUACAUAAUUAUAUGUAAAUGUUAAAAGAUUAAAUAUAAGAUAUU
This is a messenger RNA of Pseudomyrmex gracilis, 450 nucleotides long. It is a transcript of the gene ubl, whose product is annotated as ubiquitin-like protein 5. Gene Ontology annotation, biological process: mRNA splicing, via spliceosome; protein modification process. NCBI's taxonomy places the organism in Eukaryota, Metazoa, Arthropoda, Insecta, Hymenoptera, Formicidae. Bases 107 to 328 code for a protein of 73 amino acids. The record is from RefSeq and is a predicted model, not a curated record. Gene Ontology annotation, molecular function: protein binding; protein tag activity. The transcript is spliced from 3 exons. Gene Ontology annotation, cellular component: nucleus; cytoplasm.